AGAGAAUAAUCAUAGGUUUGGUAGUAAAUAUAAAAUGUUUAAUCUUGGUUGGCCUAUUUGAAUAUUUGAGCUCCUAUUUUACAAUUUACAUAAAAGAAAAAGGGCCUUAAUUGGAAAAAUUAACGAUGUCAGUUGUUAAUAGCAUUUUCCCUAAUAAUCUAUCAUUCACAAAUGCUGACUGGCUGUAAGAGAUACAUCGAUGAAGCGUACCAUUUAAAUAUUUUCUCUUUUUAAGUUGAUAGUUUCAACAUAAUGAAAGUACGUAGAUCAUCAUUACAAAUGAAAUCCAACUUUUUAACAUUAAAACAAUCCUUUUCAAAAAAACAAUUGUGCAUUUGCAAUCCAACAAAAAAAGAACACUGAAUUUUUAUGAGAUAUGUAUGAUAAAUAAACACUUCAAUUUUGUUAAUGCAACCUUAUUUGAACAAAAAAUACAGAUGCCGCCAAGGAAAGUACAGACUGAAAAAUAGAGUACAGACUGAAAAGAAAAAGAGUACAGACUGAUAAACCAUAGCAUACAAUGGCAUGAUGCGACGUGUUAUAUCAGGAGUGUAUUGGUUUACUCGGCGAACUGAUUACAUUAUUAGACAUAAAAGCUGACCUGGAAAGUCAACACUCUAAUUAAUAAGUGGAUCGUAUAAAUCUAAAUAAUCAUGUUUCUUCUGAAAAUCGCGUUUAUUACAGAAAUAAACGACUUAUGAUGUAACAGUUCUAUGACGCGUGUCUAAACAUCGAUAAGGUUCAAAUAUGAACACAUAUUUCACUUUCCUAGUAUUCUAUAUAAAGCCCUCUCUCCACUGUUUUUCCAAAUCGUCACAACACUUUAUUGGAUCCUUUUAACCAAAAACAGGAACACUUUGGAUCAUUUUCAGUUCGACUCCACGAAAAUGGAUUAUUCAGAAAUUGAUCCCUCUUACGAUCAAAAACCUCCUUAUUUGACAAGAGAUCAAGAGCAUGUGAUCAUGGUCUCUGCUCUGCGUCAAGUGAUAUCCAACGCAGGAAGUGACACUGCUUCAUUAUCGACCUUCGAAGCUCUUCAACCUUUGGAUGCUGGCCCUUGUUCUCUUUGCGGUAUCACCGGUUGCUACGGUUGCGCAUUCCCACAACACCGAGAGAUAAAUAAGGAGAAGAAGCACAGAGGAGUGAGGAAAAGGCCAUCGGGUAAAUGGUCAGCGGAGAUAUGGGAUCCGAGUGCAAGAGAAAGGAGAUGGCUUGGAACGUUUCCAACAGCCGAAAUGGCGGCUGGGGCUUAUGAUGACGCGGCGGCUGGGUUUGUCAGAAGAAAGGCAUCAAGAGGUGGCACAAGAAAUGGAAAGGAAGCAUACACCAAAACGACGGUGGAAGAUGACUAAUAUUUUUUUUUGAUUAUUGAUUAUUUAGCUUAGAAAAAUAUGAUAAGCUAAAUAUAAUCAUUGAUAAAAAAAACUAUGUUAUACUGUAUUUUAUUAUAUCAAGUUGAAGGUUAUCUUUUAGCAAAAAAAAAAGAAGAAGUUUAAGGUGUUGGAGGAGAAGUGAAAAUGUUUAUUUUAUAUAUCAGAUUUUGAUAUGUAUCAAAUAUUGUGUUUUUUUUUAAGUUUAUGAUUCUUUUCAUAUUAUUUUGUUUCAAGUUAUUUUAAUCAUAAGAAAUGUCUUUCCUUUUAAUAAUAUUUGAUAUUUUCCAUUAUAAUGUUUUGAAUAACAUAAGAAAUUGAUUAUAUUUAUAUUUUCAAGUUUUGAUUAUGUGUAUGCGGAAGCAGAAAGGGGUAUUUAGGCCAUUUUCAUUUUAGAUGAUAACACAAUGAUUAAGAAUCUGGCUGAUUUCUCCGCUAUCACCCGCAAACACAGCUUUUCUGAUUGGUAAUGUUUGUUGGUGUUUUGGAACAAUCAAAAUGCUAUAAAUUGUUUAAGUUGUUCUGAACCUUUUAAAAUCAAAAGUUGGUUUUGAUAGCGUUUGCGGUUGUGCACGGCUGGAGAUAGAUAAAUAAAUAUAAAAAUAUUUUUUAAUUUAAAAUAAAAAAUGGAAAUAUUAUAAAUAUAUAUAUAUAUAUAUAUAUAUAUAUAUAUAUAUAUUUUAAUUUAAAUUCACAAACGGUGUCUUAAUUUAUUUUAUAAAAACUUUAAACUAAGAGUAUUCACUAUAAUUUUUCAAAAUUAAUAUAUAUAAACGAGACAGAAUAAUCUUUUAAAAGUUUUUAAUAUAAAUCUUUAAGACAAAUUUUGUUGUAAUUAUAACUUUGAUCUAAGUUAAAAAAUAAACAUAAUCCUAUUAAUUAUAUUAUAUUAAUAAUUACACAUUUUAUCACAAUAGCAUGUUUUUGAUAUUUUUAUAAUGGUAUAAUAUAUGAAUAUUGGCAAUUUAUUAUUAAACCGAUGCAAUAUCUCAUAAUCAACCAGUUACAAAUAUCCCGUGAACGUAACAAUUUCUAACCGAUGUACCAGUCGUUCAGAUUGCAUAAUAACGCUAUAAACUGCAACCACACACAUACGCAAACUUCCGUAACCGCAUCCGCAACCGUCGUGUUUCAACCAGUUAAGACCUAAGUAAAUGUUAUAUUGCAGCAUGUGCGAACAUGAUAAACAGACUUACGGACAGCGAUUCCACGAAGUAACUCUCUCUAUAACACUCGGAUCGGCGAACGGUUCUACAUGUACAACAACCUUGAUGGACAUGAUUUCUCUGCAGCACAUGACUACAACUAACGACUUUGAUCACACCACGUUGAAACAUCCGAAAAGGUUGCAUUCUAUAAUCUACAAAAAAUUGUUCCUAAUUUGCCAAACGAUGUCGUAACAUCUGUCUUAGUCUUACAUUAUUCAAUUACACACAUAUUUAAGAAUAUUACGAUUUGACCCCAUAUAAAUUAUAUAAUUGCAAUUAGAACCCUAAUGUUUUUCUUCAUUAAGCCGGUCACUUUAAUGUAUAGUCAUUCUCCCAAAGGCUUGGAAGAAGAAGAAGAAAAAAGAGUCGAUCAAUGAUACAGAGACAUAAAAAUCUACGUAACAUUCUACUCUCAAGUGUUAAUACCAAACUAACAAAAUGACUA
This is a messenger RNA of Brassica rapa (field mustard), 3023 nucleotides long. Its product is annotated as ethylene-responsive transcription factor ERF120. The record is from RefSeq and is a predicted model, not a curated record. NCBI's taxonomy places the organism in Eukaryota, Viridiplantae, Streptophyta, Magnoliopsida, Brassicales, Brassicaceae. Gene Ontology annotation, biological process: regulation of DNA-templated transcription. Gene Ontology annotation, molecular function: DNA binding; DNA-binding transcription factor activity.